AUGAAUUGGACUACCAUGAGAAUUUACUUGCGCAACAAUCCAACUGUAAAAGUCCUUGGCAAACUUCUUCUUGGUCAACUAGUUUCUUCCGCAGUAGCACUCAUGAGCAUCACUACUUCUCUCAUUGCCGAAUUUGGUGUUGAUACACCUUUAACUCAGAGCCUUUUUACAUAUGGAUCAAAAUAUUUUAAUCAAUCAAUUAACUUGAUUCCAAAGUUAAAAUUUUCAGGUGGAUCAAAAAUUAUCUUGGGUGAUGAACUUGUUAUUGUAGGGACAGUUUUCUAUGCAAUAAGCAAUGUUGGCGAGAUAUGUGAAUUUUGUAUUAAGAAAAAAGAUCGCGUUGAAGUAGUUGCAAUGCUCGGUGUUUAUGGAUUCCUAGUUACCGCGGUUGAAGUAUCUAUUUUAGAAUUGAAGACUCUGGAAUCAAUCAAAUGGUCUGCAGAUAUUGUACUUGCUUUUGCUAGCUAUGGUGUGUCAAGCUUCAUCUUUUACUCAUUUGCUCCCUUUGUUCUUAAGCUGAGUGGAAUUUUGUGUCAUGCAGUUGAGUGGAUCAACAAUGUUUCUUUUGCAGUUGUUGGUAUUGGUCUAACCAUUUAUUCUUCGACGGAGAAAAAAUCAGUUCCUGCUGCAGCUACUACUAUUGAGGAAGAUGAGAAUCUGAAGAUAGAAUACCAAAUACUUAAUGGUGAAAGUGAAGGUGUAACAGCAUCAACUUGA
Molecule: messenger RNA, 717 nt
Organism: Vicia faba (fava bean)
Lineage: Eukaryota; Viridiplantae; Streptophyta; Magnoliopsida; Fabales; Fabaceae
Source: the annotation of a GenBank genome assembly